CUCUUUCUGUUUACAAGACCCUUUAAAAAUAACAUCAUCGUUGAAGUGAUGUUCAAAAAAUGCUGCUUUUGUGUGUCAUUGAAGAAAGGAAGUUAUUUAAUUGGUGUAUAUGCUGUGUUGGCUAGCCUUGCUACUAUGCAAUAUUUAAUAUACGAGGCUGAGAAUUUAAGAAAGGAGGAAAAUGAACCUGAAGAAAACCUUCAUCAAAAACUUCAAAGAAAACAAUUUUUCGUCAUCCUAAUGGCCUGUCAAGUUUUUAAGAUCUGUGCUGGAAUAACUAUUGUGUUGGCUGUUUGUAAGGAAAAGCCAAAAGUGUUAAUAGUGGCAGCUGUUUCAUUCUUUUCGGUUUUCGUCCAUGCACUUAUUGUAGAAUUCAUAAAGUUGGCUGCCACAGGUAAUGGGACUAAAGGGUUGAUUUCAGCUGCGCUCACAAUAUUUUUGAUUCUCUAUUUCACUUUGAUUCUCUGGAGUCACGCCCAAGAACUAAUAAAAGAAGAAGAAUGGGAAUAUUAUGAUGACGAAUCAGUUGACCAGGAUCCUUAA
Molecule: messenger RNA, 543 nt
Organism: Macrosteles quadrilineatus (aster leafhopper)
Lineage: Eukaryota; Metazoa; Arthropoda; Insecta; Hemiptera; Cicadellidae
Exons: 5
Coding region: 49-543 (164 amino acids)
Source: RefSeq, a predicted model, not a curated record